This is a messenger RNA of Schizophyllum commune H4-8, 1853 nucleotides long. RefSeq names its product FAD/NAD(P)-binding domain-containing protein. The record is from RefSeq and is a predicted model, not a curated record. NCBI's taxonomy places the organism in Eukaryota, Fungi, Basidiomycota, Agaricomycetes, Agaricales, Schizophyllaceae. Gene Ontology annotation, molecular function: NADH dehydrogenase activity. The transcript has 13 exons. Bases 265 to 1758 code for a protein of 497 amino acids.
CCGAUGACAAGCUCGCGUUUUAUUCCGAAACCCUCCCUCUUCCGCGUCCGCCAUCACUCGAACGACUGAACGGACUUCCAUCUCGGGCACCUCUGAGCGUGCACCUGUUUAUCAUCUACGUCAAGGUGAAAUCACACGACGGAAGCGGAGGCGCUGCGAGACUCGUGCUAUUCGCGAGGACUAUCAUAGGGCUGCUACUCGACUCAUAACUGCAUCCACCCCUCGAACGACGCGCUCGCCGCUGAAAUCGAGUCAAGGCAGACCAUGCUUGUCGCCCGAAGUAUCCCCCGCGCACCGGUCAAGUCCGCGUAUAGUCGCGCGUUUAGCGCCUCGUCGAGUUGCGCCAAAGAGCGGCUCGUGAUUCUCGGUUCUGGCUGGGGUAGCUACGAGGUCCUGCGCGGGAUUGACAAGAAGCGGUGGGAUGUCACCGUCGUCUCUCCGAAUAGCUACUUCAACUUCACGCCUCUCCUGGCCUCGUGCUCGGUUGGUACCCUCGAGCUGCGCUGUGCCACCGAGCCUGUGAGGCGUUAUGCGCCGCAAAUCACGUCCUACCAGGCUUGGUGUGACAGCAUAGACUUCAAGAACAAGACGCUCAAAUGUAUGCCCUCCACCCCGCCAGUUCACCCACCUAGCGAGUCGCGGGUGCCCUCGACCUCCAGCACCUCCCAGUCGACAACGGAUCGUUCGCAGACGCCUUCGCCAUCGUACUCGCCGCAGACAGAUUCGCCGCCGCCCGCCUCCAAUGUCGCGUUCACUAUACCGUACGACCGUCUUGUCAUCGGCGUCGGCGCAUAUUCGCAAACUUUCAACACCCCGGGCGUGAAGGAAAAUGCGCUGUUCCUGAAAGACGUGCGCGAUGCGCGUGCUAUCAGGGCGAGGAUUUUAGACUGCUUUGAGCAGGCCAAUCAACCCACGCUCUCGGACAUUGAACGCAGGAAUCUCCUAAAUUUCUGCAUUGUCGGAGGUGGACCGACCGGUGUUGAGUUCGCCGCCGAGCUGCACGACCUCAUCCACGCCGAGAUCCAAUCGCACUACCCUGUGCUCGCAAGAAUGGCACGCAUCACCUUGUACGAUGUGGCGCCUAGUAUUCUGGGCAUGUUUGACCGCGAGUUGGUAAACUACACGGAGAACACCCUUCGCCGCGAGGGUGUUCGCAUCCGGACUGGACAUCACGUCGAGCGAGUCGAAAGGGACCGCAUGAUCGUCACCGAACAGGGCGAAGUGCCCUUCGGCCUCCUCGUCUGGAGCACCGGACUUGCGCCCAACCCGCUCGUCAGCUCCAUCACGGAGUUGCAGAAGGACAAGAAGUCCGGGAGGACUAUCCAAGUUGACGGCCAUCUGAACGCUAUUCGCGCGGAUGGGACGCCGGAUCCGAAUAUCUGGGUCAUUGGCGAUGCGGCGCAGGUGCCGGAUGCGAUUCUGCCAGCGACGGCGCAAGUCGCCAACCAGCAAGCCAAGUUCUUGACUAGGCAACUGAACCGCAUCGCGAAGGACAAGUCCGUAGACCGCGUGUUCGAGUUCCACAACAUGGGUUCGCUCGCGUACAUUGGGAACUGGAAAGCCAUCUACGACCGCGGCAGCUCGAAGAACGGUAACGGCGACAAGCCCGCACCGUUCACGAAGGAGACCGGCCGCGUCGCGUGGCUGCUCUGGCGCUCGGCGUACUUCACGCGCACGCUGAGUGUACGGAACAAAAUUCUCGUGCCUUUCUACUGGUUCCUUAACUGGAUCUUCGGGAGAGACCUCACGAGGUUCUGAUGGUAUAUAGCAUAGACAGCCACGGACCACUCCUAAUAGACAGCUACAAUUCUGCGUCGUAAUGUCACAACCACCGUUUCCAUUUCCAUCUUCAC